Molecule: messenger RNA, 1656 nt
Organism: Fusarium vanettenii 77-13-4
Lineage: Eukaryota; Fungi; Ascomycota; Sordariomycetes; Hypocreales; Nectriaceae
Exons: 5
Coding region: 1-1656 (551 amino acids)
Biological process (GO): regulation of DNA-templated transcription
Cellular component (GO): nucleus
Molecular function (GO): zinc ion binding; transcription cis-regulatory region binding; DNA-binding transcription factor activity, RNA polymerase II-specific
Source: RefSeq, a predicted model, not a curated record
AUGGCUCCUGAUUCGAUCGCCAAGCGUCGCGCUUGCGUGUCAUGCACAUCGGCUAAGCUGAAAUGCACUCCUCAUGCCAAUGGCCGGUGUGAGCGGUGCUCCCGUUUGGGUAAGCACUGCGAGUAUCAGAAUAUGCCCGAAAGGAGACGAAAGCAAAGAGUUACAGGGUAUUUUCUGCAUUUCCAUGAUUGCACUGCUUCAACCUCUACUGUGUCUUCGGGUGGCCCAGUUGAAGACUAUCCCUUGGAUGAACUUGUGGUAGACGCUCAAGAUGCUACCCCAUAUGAACCACCAGUUACCGUGUUACACGAGUUGAUUGGCACGAAUGAGGCGGAAUCUCUUAUAAACGACUUCAAAUCCAACUGGACGGCAAAGUUCCCAUUUGUUGUCGUUGAGCUUGAAAAGUCGGCUGUCGAUCUUCAUGCCCACAACCCCUUUCUCUGCCUUUGCAUUCUUGGAGUCACCAUGGACUUUCAGCACCCUCUUCGCAAACGUAUAUACAACGAGAUCAUGGAUCAGAUCACCUCAAAGAUCAUCCGAAACGCCGAGAGAAGUUUGGAUCUCUUGCAGGGUCUUCUUGUAUAUGCUGCGUGGUAUCGCCAUCCUCUCCAUAUCGGCAAGAGGGAGGCUGUGAUGUUCGUUCAGUUGUGCACAGCUAUGGUGUACGACCUAGAUCUAGACAAGAAGCCGGGUUUAACGCCGGAGGAACAACAUGCUGUUCUCGGGACGUUUUGGCUGUCUGGAAGUCUGAGGUUCAUGCUGAACAAGCCAGUGGGUCUCCCGCAUAGUAAGCAGGUGGAGGAUUGUUCUCGGGAGCUGGCUGCUUCAACCACAUGCACGAGUGACCCGUGGGCUGGGCAUCUUGCUCGCUUACAGUCAUUCAUGAGUAAAGUGGAUGAUGAUCACCACGCGCACAAGACUGUGUAUCAAUCGGCCGGAGCUGAAGUUCUUACACAAGUCCUCAGCAUUAGAUACACUCGUGAGCUCGAGGAGCUGAAGAGCUCAGUAGCAAGAGCUCUCGUUGGCUCUCCCAAGCCUGUUGAGCGCUUCCUACAAAUGGAGAUUGAAUGCGCCGAGUUGUCCACCCUGCGAUUUUGCCUCGUAGAAAGUCUCUGGGUUUCCGAAAGCACAGCUGCCAGAAGAAGCACCAUGCUAUGGCGGGCUCUCAAACUGAGCAGAUCAAUAAUUGAAAACUUGAUCAAUACCCCAGAGGCAGAAGUUCGACAAAUCACGUUUGUCACGCUGGACCGGGUCUGGACGACUUUUGAGAUUUUGGCAAAGUCCACUUGGGCACUUGUCCAGUCUCUUCUGGGUGAAAAGGAUCAGCCGGUUAACCAGACAGCUGUACGAGGUAUCCUUGCAGAGGGUAACUUUCUCAAGCUCAUAUCCGAGGUGAGGAAUAGGCUGGAAAAGACGGCGAGAAACGUUCCCGAGGGGGACAAGGAGUUGGAGCUAUUCAACGUGUUUCACUCUAGAGUCAAGUUAUUUGCAAAGUGCUACGAUAAGCGCCUCAAGGACUCUACAGGUGUUGAUCCAUGGGAGGUGGGCGAGGAUGUGGUUGUUGAGCAGAGCGACGACAUGUGGGAGGGGGCUGUUGGCUUGAGACAAGAAAUGGCCGAUGUUCCGCUUCUUACUCAUGUACCAAUGUCCUUCUAG